Molecule: messenger RNA, 837 nt
Organism: Galeopterus variegatus (Sunda flying lemur)
Lineage: Eukaryota; Metazoa; Chordata; Mammalia; Dermoptera; Cynocephalidae
Product: olfactory receptor 52D1-like
Exons: 1
Coding region: 1-837 (278 amino acids)
Biological process (GO): G protein-coupled receptor signaling pathway
Cellular component (GO): membrane
Molecular function (GO): G protein-coupled receptor activity; olfactory receptor activity
Source: RefSeq, a predicted model, not a curated record
AUGUACCUUUUGGCUGUGAUAGGCAAUGGCCUGGUCAUGGCAGUGGUGGCCUGGGACAGGAACCUCCAUGAACCCAUGUAUCUCUUCCUGGCCAUGCUGGCACUCAACGAUGUCCUCCUUUGUACUAUCACAGUGCCCAAAAUGCUACUCAUCUUCUGGGAGGGCCCUUCACUGUCAACAUUUCCUGCCUGCCUCACACAGAUGUUUUUUGUUCAUGCUCUGUUUCUCUCUGAAUCUGCUGUUCUACUGGCCAUGGCUUUUGACCGCUACGUGGCAAUCUGUGCACCACUCCAUUAUGCUACCCUACUUACAGGCUCUCUCAUUGGCAAGGUGGGCCUGGCUCUGGUGGCUCGGAGUGUGGCUGUAGUCACACCUGGUGUCCUUCUCAUUCUCCGGCUACACUUCUGCCAGAGCAAUGUCAUCCACCAUACUUACUGUGAGAACAUGGGCAUUGCCAGGUUGGCCUGCAAUAGCAUUGCCCCUAACAGCAUUUAUGGGCUCACUGCUGCUCUCCUCACCACAGGGCUGGACUUUGUCCUCAUCUCCCUGUCCUACUGGCUCAUCCUGAGAACAGUCUUCCGACUACCUUCUAAGCAGGCCCGGACAAAGGCCUUUGGAACCUGUGGAGCUCAUAUAUGUGUUAUCUUGAUAUUUUAUACUCUAGCCUUCUUUUCCUUCUUUACCCAUCGUUUUGGACACCAUGUUCCCAAACAGGUCCUUAUCCUCCUGGCAAACCUCUACUUACUAGUGCCACCUACCAUGAACCCCAUUGUUUAUGGGAUAAAGACCAGACAAAUAAGAGUGCGAGUCCUAGGGCUCUGUAACCAACGAAAAUGA